AUGAAGCCUGAUUUGAAUAUCCUUUUUUUCAUUUUCGGUACUGUUGAGUUCACUCUUCCUGUGGAAUAUUGUCCAGCUCAUUGCCAGUGUGACUGGGACAUCUACAGUGUGUCAUGUUUUGGACCUGAGGUCAUGCCUGUUUUCCAUUCCAGCACGCAGGAGGUGUGGCUUGUGGGGACAAAACUUUCUUCUAUUCCUCAGAAUGCCUUUGCCAACUUGACCAACAUUUCUCGCAUAUGCAUCUCUGAUGAUGAUACUUUAAGAUAUCUUGAGAGGCAUUCUUUCUACAAGCUGUCCAGGCUCACCCACAUACAACUCACUGGUAUCAAAACACUGUCAUACAUUGACCAAGAGGCAUUUAAGGACUUACCUAAUUUAAAGUACCUUGGGAUAACCAACACGGGCCUCACCUACUUUCCUAGGCUCCAGUAUAUUCAGUCCAGCCGAGAGGAUUUCAUUUUGGAUAUAGCGGAGAACAUCUUCAUACACGUUAUACCUGCUAAUUCUUUCAAUGGCAUAUUUAAGAAUGCUCUGACCAUUAUGCUGAAUAGCAAUGGCGUGAAAGAGAUCCAGGACUAUGCCUUCAAUGGGAGUAGCAUAGAGGAAGUGUAUCUUCACAGGAAUGUGGAUUUGGGGCGAAUAGAUGAAUUUGCAUUUUAUGGUGUGAUCCGUGGCCCAACUCACCUAGACCUUUCAGAAACCAAAGUUAGCUCUUUACCUUCAAUAGGCAUGGAGACCAUUGAAAAGCUCCAAGCUAAAAACACUUGGGCCCUCAAAGUACUGCCACCCUUCAGAACCUUUCCCCAUUUACAGAGUGCUGAACUGACUUUCCCAAGCCAUUGCUGUGGUCUCAAAAUGCUCAAAAGAUGGAGAGGACAUCCUGAGGCAGAUAUUUGCAACCUGACACAGACUGCUUUGGGAAAGCUGCAGGAAUCCUCUGCAGCUCUCUCUGAGAAUUAUCUGGGACACAAGAUCCAACAGCAUCUGAGAGACAGCUUUGUUUUCCCAAUGACCAGCAGCACAAAUCACAGUCACAACUACAACAAUUCUGUUUGCCCACCUCAAAAUGAGGGUUUGUUUUAUGUGGAGUUACACACAGAGCAUCUCAUUGAAGGUUUUGACUUUUCACUGUGUAAUGAACUUAACACAGAUGGACUAUUUUGCACCCCCCUACCUGAUGCCCUCAACCCCUGUGAAGAUGUAAUGAGUCAAGGCUUCUUAAGGGUGUUGGUCUGGGUGGUCAGUCUCUUAGCCAUUUCAGCCAACCUACUGGUGUUGUUCAUCCUGCUGACCAGCCGACAGAAGCUAUCUGUUACUCGUUUCCUCAUGGGUCAUCUGGCAUUUGCGGACUUUUGUAUGGGGGUGUACUUGUUGCUCAUUGCUUCCGUUGACCUCUACACACGUUCCCAUUAUUACCACUAUGCUAUUGCCUGGCAAACAGGAGGUGGCUGCAAUUUAGCAGGAACAUUAUCAGUGUUUGCCAGUGAGCUAUCUGUGUACACAUUAACUUUAAUCAGCCUUCGGCGCUGGCAUGCAAUCUUCUAUGCAAUGAGGCCAGACAGAAAAAUGAGGUUACGCCAUGUAGCUAUGCUGAUGCUUGUUGGCUGGUUGCUGUGUGUGAUUCUAGCACUGCUACCAGUGGUUGGUGUGAGCAGUUACCAGAAAGUGAGCAUCUGCAUUCCUAUGGACACUGAAACAACUGCUGCUCAGGCAUAUGUGGUCUUUAUCCUGAUGUCUAAUGUCAUUGCUUUUAUGGUGGUAUGUUUAUGUUACCUCCAUAUCUACUGUAUGGUGCACAAUCCCCACCACCAGUCCAGCAGAAGUGAUACCAACAUGGCCAAACGUAUGGCUGUUCUCAUUUUCACCAACUUUCUGUGUCUGGCUCCCAUUUGCUUCUAUGGCUUGUCUGCAGCUCUCCACCAACCGCUGAUGACUGUCACAGAUUCCAAGGUGUGAUUUCAUCUUGAUCUUAAAUCCAAAUUUAUUUCAAUUUAAAAUAAGGAUGUCAUAAUAAGCUGGUAUUUAUG
Molecule: messenger RNA, 2027 nt
Organism: Scatophagus argus
Lineage: Eukaryota; Metazoa; Chordata; Actinopteri; Scatophagidae
Product: thyrotropin receptor-like
Exons: 10
Coding region: 1-1956 (651 amino acids)
Biological process (GO): G protein-coupled receptor signaling pathway
Cellular component (GO): membrane
Molecular function (GO): thyroid-stimulating hormone receptor activity
Source: RefSeq, a predicted model, not a curated record